UAAUAAAUAAUAUAAAGGGAGCACCGAGUAUCUUCAUCAUUCACUGUUUUGGCUUCCAAAAUGGCACUUCCAAGAAGGAUGCGCCAUCGACUUCUACAGCUACUAAUGCUAGAGGAGACCGAAGAUCACGACGCAAUGCUUGCAGUGGUUGUUUGAGAUCGCCUGCACUUUUAUCGUGCUGGGCACGUGCGUCGUCUUAGUGUGACGCACUUCACAAGUAUGGUAGUAGUACUCGCCACGCACUUUGGAAGUAAGAUAAACGCACGGAGGAAGCGCACUCACCCCCCCUUUUUGUUAAAACGUACAUUGAAAGCAAGUUGAACGUACGAGUCUCUUGCGUGAGCCAUCUGUGCAAGUUGUAGAAGAGAGUGUUUCUAUUCAACGUGGCAGUUUCCAGGACUACCUUUUCUGUCCUGGCAAGGAACACAUUUACGCAACUGAUGAAAGCUGCCAGAAUACUUGUUGGAUUGACGAUAUGUGGUGCCAUCUUGUACUGGUGGACGAUCAUAUUCACAGCAAAACAUGGAAAUUCACUAAACCAUACCAGUAGUCCAUAUAUUCCACAUGCAGAGCGUGAUACCAUAGGUCAACGGAUAUGGGAGAACUUUAACUGGCAAAAUGUUUCGGGAGAAUGGGUGUCCAUCAUAAACAAAAGGAACCACAUGAUGCAAGACAGAUGCGGCAGUCUCAAAAAGGCACCCUCAGGUCGUCUUGAACGUAGAAGAUGGAUUCUUGUAGAUGAUCGUAACAAGUUUAUUUUAUGUCCACUGUUCAAAGCAGCCAGUCGCAACUGGCGACUUGUGUAUCAGGUUAUCUCUGGACAUCUUAAUAUAUCUGGUGAACAAGAUAUUUUCAAUCGUCGACCAGAUGGUUUCGCGUAUACCCGACUGGAUUCUUACGAUGAUAUUAACAUCAAGAAGAGAUUAGCGACGUAUCUCAAAGUUCUGGUCGUGCGUCACCCAAUGGAGAGGAUUAUAUCAGCGUACAAGGAUCAAGUGCUGGGUCUGCUAGGUCCACAAAUAAAACUGUAUCUGAACAAACAUUACCCAAAACAAAUUGAACAUAAAAUCGGGUUCGCAGAUUUUCUUCGGUUUAUAGUGGAUAAGAAAGCAACAAAUAGCCACUGGGCAUUGGUCCAAGACUUCUGUUUGCCGUGCCAUGUAAUGUACGAUGUUAUCGUCCAUCAUGAAGACCUUGACACUGACGCCAUGAAUGUAAUACGAUUGCUUGGUGUUGAAGACAUCGUACCACAAUUUCCGUCUUCACAUUUUACGAGUAAUAACCCCAAUCAGUCUCUUAUAUAUACAUAUUACAAUAGUAUUGACAGAAAACUGGUGGAAAAAGUAUGGAAAAUUUACAAAGAAGAUGCGAGCUUCUUUGGGUACACGCUGGAACUUUAAUGUGCAACUCGAAAGUGGGUUUCGUGCUGUGUUGUAUAAUACUACAACUUAGUAAUUGAAUAAAUUUUAACUUUUUAAAGUGAUAGAAUAUUUCUUUAUUUCUGUCUUGAAAAUUUUGUUGGGGGUCCUUAUCCCGACCACUAAUUACAAAAGUAAUUAAGAUAAAUGAUUAAGAUAUAGAAAAAUAU
This is a messenger RNA of Lingula anatina, 1588 nucleotides long. RefSeq names its product carbohydrate sulfotransferase 10. Gene Ontology annotation, molecular function: sulfotransferase activity. The record is from RefSeq and is a predicted model, not a curated record. Gene Ontology annotation, biological process: carbohydrate biosynthetic process. Gene Ontology annotation, cellular component: membrane. Lineage: Eukaryota; Metazoa; Brachiopoda; Lingulata; Lingulida; Lingulidae.